This is a messenger RNA of Toxotes jaculatrix (banded archerfish), 1353 nucleotides long. It is a transcript of the gene pdcd5, whose product is annotated as programmed cell death 5. The record is from RefSeq and is a predicted model, not a curated record. Gene Ontology annotation, cellular component: nucleus; cytosol. Bases 103 to 483 code for a protein of 126 amino acids. Gene Ontology annotation, molecular function: DNA binding. Lineage: Eukaryota; Metazoa; Chordata; Actinopteri; Toxotidae. The transcript is spliced from 6 exons.
UGAACUAGGCAGGGCCUUGCCGCUGAUGGUAGUUUAGGUUGGAUUUUAGUACGGUAUUUCAUCCUUUUUCAGUCUUUUGGAUAUAUAUUUCUGCUGUAAACCAUGGCAGACGACGAAUUAGAGGCAAUUAGGCGGCAAAGAAUGGCGGAACUACAGGCAAAGCGCGGGGAUGCUUCAAAUAAUCAGCAAGGAGAGGAGGCCAAACAGAGAGAAACAGACAUGAGGAACUCUAUAUUGGCUCAAGUUCUAGACCAGUCUGCCCGUGCCAGAUUGAGCAAUCUUGCUUUGGUGAAGCCAGAGAAGGCCAAUGCAGUGGAAAACUAUCUCAUUCAAAUGGCUCGUAUGGGGAAUUUAGGUGGAAAGAUUUCGGAGGCAGGCUUGAUCGAGAUCCUGGAAAAAGUCAGUCAGCAAACAGAGAAAAAGAUGACCGUCAAAUUCAACAGACAGAGGGUGAUGGACUCAGAUGAUGAGGAUGAUUAUUAACUUUAAACUGAAGCCCUGGAAUGAGCCAAUAAAUCGAGAGAGGAUAUGCUUUGUAGGGAUUCUGACAGCACCUUUUACAAGCAUAUUCCUGUUAACCGAAUUCUGGGAUGCCACACUAGCGUCUGUGUGUCUCUGGAAACUACAUACCAAGAGGGAAAAACAAGGAUGUGAGGUUGACAUCGUGACAUAAGUGGUGUGGGGUAGAAUGCACAUACUGUCAAAUAAGGUGUUCUUUUUUGGUCUCUUUUCAAUCAAGUUGCUACAGAGUUGCUACGCUUGUGUUGCACCCCUGAUAACUCAUGGCACUGUGUUACUCCUCUUGUCCCUCUCAGUAGUUAUUCUUUUUCUUUUUAUUUUAUCAUGGUUGACUUCUGUUCUUCAAGAGGCUAGACAAAAUGCAAAACAUACUGCUGUUGAUGCAUUUUAUCUAGUGAUUACAAUACAUUGUUCUCUAUUCAGGGCCAAUGUCCCAUUAGCCCUGGUUGUUGCACUUGGAUAUUUUCUUUUUGCUGACAUGUAUCUUAAAGGUUUACAUAAAAAUAAAAAAAGCCUAAAAAGCCUUAAAUCCACAUGCUUGUUUUUCUAGUGAUCGAUUUCUAAAAUGAUCAGUAAUAACCCAACCCUUUUGCAAAGGUUUCCAUUUUGGGGUUUUACACAAACUGUCUUCCACUGAGCUGAACAGAGAAACUCUGUAUCCUCACCAUCACAGAAAAGGUUAACUUAAUGUUUCUGUAUGGAUGAGUUACUAUUUUUUAUUUUUACUGAAUCAACCAUUUCAAUUUUUGGUUUUCAUUCUCAGAAACAAGGGUUAACAGGUUUCAAAAUGUAUCUGACUACUUUUAAAAUAAAAAGCAUGAAGGGGAAAUGUGA